UCUUGUGGUCGGUUUUCUCUUUCACCUUUUGCACUUGUCGCAUUCCACGACAACCGAUAAAAGCAAAUACUAAUUCUACGAGGCGAAAAGAAAACCUCAGCCUCACGUCUUUCUUUGCUACGAAGCAGCAUCAGCAAGGUCUGUUACCAUAGUUACGAGAGAGCGAGAGAGCCACAGAGAGAGAGAAAGCGAGAGGGAGAGAGGGUGAGACUGAUCACGUGACCCAGCAAGAUGGCGUCUAUAAUGUAGAAUGGGGAUGAUUUAAACUGAGAGGGUGGAAAUUUGGAUCUGCUGCCUAAUUGUUCAUCAUCAUUAUUAUCUUAGAAUCAAGAUGGCUCUAAAUGUCUUUGAUCAUGAUGAAUACAGGCCACCAGUGUGGAAAUCCUACUUGUAUCAGCUCCAGCAGGAGGCACCUCACCCACGCAGAGUCACCUGCACCUCUGAGGUGGAAAACCGACCUAAAUACUAUGGCAGAGAGUUCCAUGGGAUGAUCUCAAGAGAAGAGGCUGACCAGUUACUGAGUCAGGCAGAGGGCAGCUACCUCAUCAGAGAGAGUCAGAGGCAGCCGGGCACUUACACACUGGCUCUAAGGUUUGGGAACCAGACGAGAAACUUCCGUCUCUACCAUGACGGGAAACACUUUGUUGGGGAGAAGAGGUUUGAGUCCAUCCAUGACCUCGUCACGGAUGGCCUCAUCACACUCUACAUCGAGACAAAGGCAGCAGAGUACAUCGCUAAGAUGACCAUAAACCCUAUCUAUGAGCAUGUGGGCUACACCACUCUGAACCAGGAGCCCACCCUGAAAAAACACCUGCCUCACAGCCAGGAGGAACCCGACGGACCGACUCCAGCCAAAGAUGACCACAACACAGAGGAAAGGCUCACAUCACUGGUGCGGCGGGCCACCCUGAGGGAGAGCGACUUGGCGCCCAAGUAUGAGAAGGUCCACAACUUCAAGGUUCAUACAUUCAGGGGUCCCCACUGGUGUGAGUACUGUGCCAACUUCAUGUGGGGUCUCAUUGCUCAGGGAGUGAAAUGUGCAGAUUGUGGGUUGAACGUCCAUAAGCAGUGCUCCAAAGUCGUACCCAACGACUGCCAGCCGGACCUUCGGCACGUCAAGAAGGUGUACAGCUGUGACCUGACAACCCUGGUCAAAGCCCACAACACCAAGAGGCCCAUGGUGGUCGACAUGUGUAUACAGGAAAUUGAGGCCAGAGGUCUUCAGUCAGAAGGUUUAUACAGAAUAUCAGGCUUCAGCGAGCUGAUUGAAGACGUCAAACUGGCCUUUGAUAGAGAUGGAGAGAAAGCAGACAUAUCCUCAAAUGCUUACGAGGACAUCAACAUCAUCACCGGAGCCCUCAAACUGUACUUCAGAGAGCUGCCCAUACCCCUCAUCACAUAUGAUGCCUACCCACGCUUCAUAGAAGCUGCAAAAAUAACAGACCCAGAGAAACGACUGGAGGCCCUCCAUGAGGCCUUGAAGCUGCUGCCACCAGCUCACUGCGAGACGCUGCGAUACCUCAUGGGUCACCUCAAGAGAGUGACACAAUACGAGAAGGAGAAUCUCAUGACUAGCGAGAAUUUAGGCAUCGUCUUCGGCCCGACGCUUAUGAGGGCGCCCGAGCUGGACGCCAUGACGGCACUCAACGAUAUCCGAUAUCAGAGACUUGUGGUGGAAAGUCUCAUUACCAAUGAAGAUGUGUUGUUCUGAGGUGCAAGAGGAGAUGAAAAGAGAGACUGGGGAUGACACUUGAAUGCUUUUAACGAUAAAAAGGUGGCUUCUAAUGAGAAAAUGAAGGAGAAACAUGCAAGAUACUUGUGUCUCACUAGAGAGGAUUAAAAAAUACACUACCUGCUUUUGUGAUGGUUGAAUAAAUGGAGAAAUGAAGGAAGUCUCUGUCUUCAUGGAAGCAAUUUAACAAAAACUAUCGUGAGACACAGCGGCUUUGAGUGCAGAAGUGGAUGGAAGGACACAGCAUUUCCCUACAUUUUAAUGAAAAUAGGAGCAAAACAUCAAGUCAACGAGCCCUACUUUGUCUCUGUGAGUUGGCAUUAGAAACAUACCCUUUAUCAGAGAGAGAAUUAACAAUGUGUGGUAGAAACACUGCACCAUCUAUCUUUACGUUCUUGUAAUUUCUUCCUACAAGGAUGCCUUGACAUUUUGGAUUGUGGAAAAACAUGACUGUAUUGAAAAUGUUAGCUUGGUUAGUGUUUAUCAUUGAAACUCCUGGUAAGUCUUGGUAAGUUUUCUUGUUUUCUUAGUGUCAAGGUGUCCCAUUUGAUCCUCUUGAAGAGAAGAAGCAGCAGCACUGGCUUCCUAACAGUAGACAGCCGGAUGGAUGAAUGAAUGAAUGAGUGGAAAAAGUGUAUCUCUCACGUUUGGCGCAUACUCAUUCCUCCAAAUGGAACUAAAGUGAUUUGGACCUAUGGCCUUUCUUUUUUCUUUCCUCUUCUUUUGCUUUGCUUUUGCCCCGUCGCUAAAUUAUAACCACACAGCAACCUCAAA
Molecule: messenger RNA, 2506 nt
Organism: Oreochromis niloticus (Nile tilapia)
Lineage: Eukaryota; Metazoa; Chordata; Actinopteri; Cichliformes; Cichlidae
Product: N-chimaerin
Exons: 15
Coding region: 332-1711 (459 amino acids)
Biological process (GO): signal transduction; regulation of small GTPase mediated signal transduction; positive regulation of GTPase activity
Molecular function (GO): GTPase activator activity
Source: RefSeq, a predicted model, not a curated record